AUGGGAAAUAAGAAUAUAUGUUGUACUUAGGAAGAAUAAUAGAAAUAAUAAUAAACAGUUGGUUCAGAAUGUAUAACAACAAAUUCAGAUAUUAGUGAAGUUAUUCCUAUCCUGUAGUUGGUAUAAUCGAGUAAAUGAGAUCAUCAAUAAAGAUUACAAUCAUAUGCCAUUAUUAAAUGAAUUCAGAGUUUAGCCUACACUUAAAACGAUUUAAUAGCAUCUACAUAUUAGAAAACAAAUGAUAAGUGAUAUAUUUUAUAGUUUUGUUCAGAAUCCCAAGGAUUUGAUGUUUCAUUCUCAGAUGAAGAUUUCAUUAGUUUAAAAAUCCAUCAUUAUUACAGAUAAUAGUUAAUAAUCAUAAUUAGCUUGGAGUUUCAUAAAGGCAACAGAUUUGUAAAUUUAAUAAUCUCAAUUAUCUAGUCAUAUUGAUUUAAAAAUGGAGAUUAAUCAAUUUAUUCACUUUUUUGCUGAUCUGAUUCAAAAAUUAUACAAAGCACCAUAAUAAAUUGAUGAAAUACAGAUGCUUAUUUUAGAUGAAUUGUUUGGAAAUGAGAGUUUUUAUGAUUUUGUUAAACUAUAAUAUGAUAAGGGAUUACAUAGUAAAAUAAUUGCUUAUAGAACUAAUAUUCAAAAAAUAUAAAAAUCUUAAAAUAAACAAGAAAAAGCAAUUGCAAUAUUAUCAAGCAUGGUUAAUAAAAGAUCUCCUAGAGAAAAAUUAUAAAUUUUAGAUAUGGCAGCUCAAAAAUUGACUUAAGGUAAAAAAAAUGUAGAUGCAGAUAAAUUUAAUGAAUUAGUAUAUGAUUUGAUUGUUCAAGCAAAUAUACCUUCAUUUGUAACUGAAAUAAAAAUGAUUCAUCAUUUUGCUGGAGAAAUGUAUAAUAAUAUUUGAGAUUUAUUAGAGAUUCAAUGGGAAGAUAUGGUUAUAUUCUAACUACUUUUAUGGGAGUAUUAAUGUUAAUAAUAUAAAAUUAUUGA
Paramecium primaurelia is the source of this 975-nucleotide messenger RNA. The record is from the annotation of a GenBank genome assembly. NCBI's taxonomy places the organism in Eukaryota, Ciliophora, Oligohymenophorea, Peniculida, Parameciidae.